AUGAUUCCAUACGUCGCAAAGACAAAAGUCAGUGCGACCAGAAAACUGCCUUCCCCAAGCUAUGAAGCUCGAGGUGCCUGGGUUCACGACAACGCGUGGUGCCAAGAACGCUCUCAAGAAGAUGCAAGGUCUCGCUGGGCUGGAUAUAUACUUGUUCCCCGACGUCAGCACUUCCAUAGAUGUGACGAUGCGUGCAAUUAUACCUUCUUGGACGUCCUCGACCCAGCUGCUAGCACUACUGGCGAUCAUGACGGUGAUGGCGUGCAGGCAGGGAGUGGUGAAGAAGUUACGCAUACCAGACGACCAGAGUCCAGCUUCAGGCGGCAAAAGUUUCUACCGCUAGAGCUGCGAAAGCUCGUGUAUGGCUACCUGAUACAAACUGAAUGCACAUUUUACUUUUCCGCCCUGGACUACAUAGCGGGAUACAAUGGUCAACACACCGCGACACUGACCAAGAUCAUGCCUCCUGGCUCACUGGUACACGAUCGCAUUACCCUGCUGCUCUCCACCAGCCAACAAAUUCAAGCCGAAUGCUAUGCUAUGCUCUACGGCGAAAACACCUUCGUGUUCCGUGAGGCGACUACUCCUAUCAACGAGACUGUACUCGUGAGCGAUUAUGCUAAUCGACUGGAUGUCUGGACCAAAGUAUUCAAGGACGUCACGCCUGAUCCACUAUGGCCUCUUACUUCCCUUACUUUGCCCCAUGUAAAGUCGAUCAGGCUGCUGCUGUUUGCAAAAGACGGAUCUCAUGCUGCGAACUUCAAGGGUUUGAAGUUGAGGGUCGACCAUCUUGCUCGACUGCUGUCUCAAUGUCGUAAGCUGAGGACCCUCGAUGUUACUUUGAGUCGAAGACGAGAGGUGUGCGUUUCACAUCCGUACCGCGGCCAGCCUGUCUCUAUGCUUACCGAGCUAGCCCAUGACAUGUCCAUCAGUGUGGACGAGAUGGCGGGGUCGAUAUUCCUAGGGCCGUCUGAGCGCGGAUUCGCCUGGGACUCUACACCCGAGCAGAAGCAGUAUGUCCUCGAGCCACUCCGACAUCUGUACGGUAUCAAGGAAGUCACUAUCAAUGGUUUCGUUGAGCCGGACUUCGCUGCUCGUCUAAGUUCUGUAAUGAUGAGUGAUGAGCGUGCUGAUCUUCCUACUUUACCGGCUGUUGGAGCUACAAAGCUGGCUAGGAGAAAAAUGCCAGGCCGUGCUAAGAAGAAGUUGACUCAGCAGGCGGUCUUGAAGUAUUGGGAGCCCACAUUGGAAUGGGAAGCUAUCAUGUUAAUCGAGACGGCGGUUUCUUGA
Messenger RNA from Recurvomyces mirabilis, 1290 nucleotides. RefSeq lists its product as uncharacterized. Bases 1 to 1290 code for a protein of 429 amino acids. The record is from RefSeq and is a predicted model, not a curated record. Lineage: Eukaryota; Fungi; Ascomycota; Dothideomycetes; Mycosphaerellales; Teratosphaeriaceae. The transcript has 2 exons.